Drosophila ananassae is the source of this 3202-nucleotide messenger RNA. RefSeq names its product iroquois-class homeodomain protein IRX-6 (gene mirr). The record is from RefSeq and is a predicted model, not a curated record. The coding region runs from base 826 to 2811 and encodes 661 amino acids. Gene Ontology annotation, biological process: regulation of transcription by RNA polymerase II; cell development; neuron differentiation. The transcript has 5 exons. Gene Ontology annotation, cellular component: nucleus. Lineage: Eukaryota; Metazoa; Arthropoda; Insecta; Diptera; Drosophilidae. Gene Ontology annotation, molecular function: RNA polymerase II cis-regulatory region sequence-specific DNA binding; DNA-binding transcription factor activity, RNA polymerase II-specific.
GUACACUUUGUAGUUGCUCAAGAAACUCAUGUUAGUCUACUUUUGACUGUUACGCAGAUUGUUCGUAUCGUUCGUGUGUCCGCUUGAGCCGCAACGCCGCACUGUGGAAUUGGAAUUGGAAUUGGGAUUGUGCUCUCUGCCCGCCGUCGCCGUCGCAGUCGCCGUUGCAGAUUCCCCAGAUUCAGAAUCAGAUUCAGAUACAUCCGCACAGCCGCACAGGCACACAGAUUUUUCAAUUCGAUUCCGAUUCCGAAUCAUUCGUGCUCGAGUCGGUACGAGAACGCCUUCGUUCGAGAACGUCUGCCCUUUUUUUUGGGGGCAUCGCCAACGCACAUCCUCCGGAUAGCUAGCUCUCCCUUCUAUCCUGCUGCAACUCUCCGGUUGUGUUUCGAUCGCCCCUCGUCGCGGAUGCUAGCCCGUAAAAAAGAAACCGUAGUGCUAACAGCGCCAGGCGAUCGUCCGGGCCACGUUCCUUAGCCGUCGGCAAGUGCAAGUUGUAAAAAAUCAAAAAUACAAAAUAUGAAAUAAAACACACUCACCCACUCACACUCGAAACUCUGCGUGCAAAAAAAAAAACAAGUGCUAACUAAAGUUUUGGAUUCAACAUAUAACUACUACUACGGAUCACUUUCGGAUUAUUUGAUUGUGCGCGAGUUUCCAACCAAACAACACAACAACAGACACCUCCGGACCCAUCACCAUCACCACCUCCUCUCCAGCCUCAGCUUCAGCAACACCAUCUCAGCCACUGUGUCUCUCUGUCGAUCGGAUCGUAACUUUAAGAUUUGCUUUAUAGUUUUAGUUAAAAGCAAAAAUUAAUAUUAAAUGACAGUGCACAGUAAUGAAACCGGUAUCAGUUUAGUAAUGAAUGCCGUUUCAACUCACCUUGCCACCUCGUCGCCCAACACGCCUCCAAUCAACGCUCCACAGAGUCCGCCCUCGACGCUGCCCACGCUCGCCUGCCCCGCCGCCCAGCCACUCAGUGCCCCCGGAAUCGGUGUCGGUCUAGGAGGCGUCUCCGGACCCGGACACAGCGGCAUCAGCAUGGUUACGUCGACAGUGCCGCCGGGUGCUCGCUCCACAUCGCCGUGUGGCCCGGUUGCCGGUCUCCCCGCCGGACUCCCAGUUGUCGGUGCUCCGCCUCCGGGUCCACACUCCUCCGCCCCGGGAGCGGCGCCGGCGCCUGGCUCGGGAAAUCCCCCGCCCAACCGCUGCUGUGAUACGGGACGCACCAUCUACACGGAUCCGGUCAGCGGCCAGACGAUCUGCUCCUGCCAGUAUGACAUGCUCAGCUACCAGCGACUAGCGGCCGCCGGCGGCGUACCGCUCGGCGUCUAUCCGGAGGGCAUGUCCGCCUACCUCUCCGGCAUAGCGGCGGAUCAGCCGCCGUUCUACGCCAAUCCGGCCGGCAUCGAUUUGAAGGAGAACCUGGUGGCCGGAGCAACACCCUGGCCAUAUCCCUCGAUGUAUCAUCCGUAUGAUGCGGCCUUCGCCGGCUAUCCGUUCAACAGCUACGGCAUGGAUUUGAACGGAGCCAGGAGAAAGAACGCCACCCGCGAGACCACGUCCACACUAAAGGCCUGGCUGAAUGAGCACAAGAAGAACCCCUACCCCACCAAGGGCGAGAAAAUAAUGCUGGCCAUUAUCACCAAGAUGACGCUGACGCAGGUGUCCACGUGGUUUGCCAAUGCGAGAAGAAGACUGAAAAAGGAGAACAAGAUGACCUGGGAGCCAAGGAACCGAGUCGACGACGACGAUGCCAACAUCGACGACGACGACGACAAGAACACGGAGGACAAUGAUCUGCUAGAUGCCAAGGACUCGGGAGUGGGCUCCACGGACGACAAGGACCGUUCGGGCCGCCUGGGUGACAUGCUGGCGGACCGGCCGGGAGAGAGCAACAACAGCGAGUGGUCCGAGUCGCGGCCCGGCUCGCCCAAUGGAUCUCCCGAUCUGUACGACAGACCCGGCAGCAUGCCACCGGGCGCACACCCGCUCUUCCACCCCGCCGCACUGCACCACCACUUCCGACCGCCGGCCGGCUCGCCUCCGGACAUCGCCGCCUAUCACCACCACCAGCAACAGUUGCUGCAACAGCACCAGCAGGCGCAGCAGAACUCGCUGCAGACGGCGGUGGGCGGUACGGCGAAGCCUCGCAUCUGGUCGCUAGCCGAUAUGGCCUCCAAGGACAGCAAGGAGUCUAUUUCGGGGCCCACCAAGGAGAGCCUAGCCGCAGAGCUACCACCCACGCAUCCCGGAUUCUACGGACAUCCCGGCCAGCAGCCGUCACCAGGCAAGAUCCUGUCGCCUUUGGCUGCCAGGAUACCAAACUAUGCUCCCUAUGUGCGCCCGGACUUAUACCGGGGUUUCUAUGGGCCAGCAGCGGCGCAUUUGAGUGCACCGACGCAGGAGUUCCUGGAGCACCAAAGGACCUUCGGCGCCAGUCUGGCGGCGCACAACGGACCGCUCGGAAUGAAUCCGCUUCUAUGGAAAGCGGCGGUGUCUGGAGCCGCCAAUGGUCCACACUUUGCCCCCCUUAGCUUGACGACAACGGGCGGCGGCAGUGGUGGACCCGGUAGUAUUGCACCUCCGGGACAGGUGGCCCCGCCCCCUGUGGCCUCGCCCUCUGCCUCCAGUUCAUCCUCAUCAAUGGGCUGCGAUGUGGUGCACAUACCGACCACGAGCGGCCAGUCAGCGGCCCAACACAUGAUGGGUCCAAUCUCCAGCAACUCCACCGCCUCCUCGUCCAGCUCCCACUCCGGCAAAAUCUCGCCCGGGGUGAAUGUUACCUCGCUGAGUGCAAAGCCAUGACAUCCAUCGGCUUCUCCGGACCCAACGGACCAGGCUGAUUCAAUGGCAGCCGCCGCAGCUGCCGCCAACUCCCCCAUAUCCGCCUUCCGUUCGCUGAUCGCCUUCCGGGAGCAGCAGAAGCUGACGCUCCUGCGGCCAUAGUCACUGAAUCCAAUCUGAUUUUGGUUCCGAUUCCCGGGCAUGAAAGGUAUAUAUUUACACUUUCGGACAAUAAUUUACAAUGUGAUUAUUCGGUAUUUUGAUUAACGCCGCUUAUACCAAAUAGCAAGCAAAAAAAGUAAACCAGCUGAAACGCAGCGGUUCCUUUGGCACGGGUCCCUCCCAUUCAAAAAAAAAUAAUAAUAUUAAUAAAAAUAAAUAAACACAAGGAAAAAAAAAACAAAAAAUACCA